AUGAGAGAAAGGCAAGGAGAGAAAGGCAAGGAGAGAAAGGCAAGGAGAGAAAGGCAAGGAGAGAAAGGCAAGGAGAGAAAGGCAAGGAGAGAAAGGCAAGGAGAGAAAGGCAAGGAGAGAAAGGCAAGGAGAGAAAGGCAAGGAGAGAAAGGCAAGGAGAGAAAGGCAAGGAGAGAAAGGCAAGGAGAGAAAGGCAAGGAGAGAAAGGCAAGGAGAGAAAGGCAAGGAGAGAAAGGCAAGGAGAGAAAGGCAAGGAGAGAAAGGCAAGGAGAGAAAGGCAAGGAGAGAAAGGCAAGGAGAGAAAGGCAAGGAGAGAAAGGCAAGGAGAGAAAGGCAAGGAGAGAAAGGCAAGGAGAGAAAGGCAAGGAGAGAAAGGCAAGGAGAGAAAGGCAAGGAGAGAAAGGCAAGGAGAGAAAGGCAAGGAGAGAAAGGCAAGGAGAGAAAGGCAAGGAGAGAAAGGCAAGGAGAGAAAGGCAAGGAGAGAAAGGCAAGGAGAGAAAGGCAAGGAGAGAAAGGCAAGGAGAGAAAGGCAAGGAGAGAAAGGCAAGGAGAGAAAGGCAAGGAGAGAAAGGCAAGGAGAGAAAGGCAAGGAGAGAAAGGCAAGGAGAGAAAGGCAAGGAGAGAAAGGCAAGGAGAGAAAGGCAAGGAGAGAAAGGCAAGGAGAGAAAGGCAAGGAGAGAAAGGCAAGGAGAGAAAGGCAAGGAGAGAAAGGCAAGGAGAGAAAGGCAAGGAGAGAAAGGCAAGGAGAGAAAGGCAAGGAGAGAAAGGCAAGGAGAGAAAGGCAAGGAGAGAAAGGCAAGGAGAGAAAGGCAAGGAGAGAAAGGCAAGGAGAGAAAGGCAAGGAGAGAAAGGCAAGGAGAGAAAGGCAAGGAGAGAAAGGCAAGGAGAGAAAGGCAAGGAGAGAAAGGCAAGGAGAGAAAGGCAAGGAGAGAAAGGCAAGGAGAGAAAGGCAAGGAGAGAAAGGCAAGGAGAGAAAGGCAAGGAGAGAAAGGCAAGGAGAGAAAGGCAAGGAGAGAAAGGCAAGGAGAGAAAGGCAAGGAGAGAAAGGCAAGGAGAGAAAGGCAAGGAGAGAAAGGCAAGGAGAGAAAGGCAAGGAGAGAAAGGCAAGGAGAGAAAGGCAAGGAGAGAAAGGCAAGGAGAGAAAGGCAAGGAGAGAAAGGCAAGGAGAGAAAGGCAAGGAGAGAAAGGCAAGGAGAGAAAGGCAAGGAGAGAAAGGCAAGGAGAGAAAGGCAAGGAGAGAAAGGCAAGGAGAGAAAGGCAAGGAGAGAAAGGCAAGGAGAGAAAGGCAAGGAGAGAAAGGCAAGGAGAGAAAGGCAAGGAGAGAAAGGCAAGGAGAGAAAGGCAAGGAGAGAAAGGCAAGGAGAGAAAGGCAAGGAGAGAAAGGCAAGGAGAGAAAGGCAAGGAGAGAAAGGCAAGGAGAGAAAGGCAAGGAGAGAAAGGCAAGGAGAGAAAGGCAAGGAGAGAAAGGCAAGGAGAGAAAGGCAAGGAGAGAAAGGCAAGGAGAGAAAGGCAAGGAGAGAAAGGCAAGGAGAGAAAGGCAAGGAGAGAAAGUUAACUGGCAUCCUCAAUCAUAUAAUGACUUCUGAUGAAAUUCAAAAUUUACAGAGGGGAAGUUUGGAAAUGCUGAUUAAGCAGCAAGAUAACCAGAACGAGCCGCCGGUGGCAGAACGAGCCGCCGGUGGCAGAACGAGCCGCCGGUGGCAGAACGAGCCGCCGGUGGCAGAACGAGCCGCCGGUGGCAGAACGAGCCGCCGGUGGCAGAACGAGCCGCCGGUGGCAGAACGAGCCGCCGGUGGCAGAACGAGCCGCCGGUGGCAGAACGAGCCGCCGGUGGCAGAACGAGCCGCCGGUGGCAGAACGAGCCGCCGGUGGCAGAACGAGCCGCCGGUGGCAGAACGAGCCGCCGGUGGCAGAACGAGCCGCCGGUGGCAGAACGAGCCGCCGGUGGCAGAACGAGCCGCCGGUGGCAGAACGAGCCGCCGGUGGCAGAACGAGCCGCCGGUGGCAGAACGAGCCGCCGGUGGCAGAACGAGCCGCCGGUGGCAGAACGAGCCGCCGGUGGCAGAACGAGCCGCCGGUGGCAGAACGAGCCGCCGGUGGCAGAACGAGCCGCCGGUGGCAGAACGAGCCGCCGGUGGCAGAACGAGCCGCCGGUGGCAGUGA
This is a messenger RNA of Schistocerca cancellata (South American locust), 2163 nucleotides long. Its product is annotated as cylicin-2-like. NCBI's taxonomy places the organism in Eukaryota, Metazoa, Arthropoda, Insecta, Orthoptera, Acrididae. The coding region runs from base 1 to 2163 and encodes 720 amino acids. The record is from RefSeq and is a predicted model, not a curated record. The transcript has 3 exons.